GUGAUCUGUAAAGACCAGGUGCAAAAUAACUGGCCCACCAUAUAUCUGAAAGAAGCUAAAACCUGUGCUGAGUGGAGGAUGGCCAGCGCCAACAUCUCCUUCUUCAAGAGCUUCUGCUCAACGGGCCAGCACGCGUUCAACGCCAGCAGGGAGACGUGCACGGUGAUGCUGACCUCCCAGGAGCCCCGCUCCCAGCACUGGGCUGUGCAGGCGCUCGUGCACCUCCCCUUGGACCCUGAAAAAGUCCUCAAGGAGCUGAAGGAGAAGGACAAGUUGGAGGAGCUGGGCAUCGCCAACAUCACCUAUGACAAAAUGGAGAGGGAGAUGGUAAUCAACGACGAGUUCAGCACCCCCCUGAUCAUCACCAUCAUCACCCUGGCUGGCUCCCUGCUGUUCAUCGCGGCCGUCUACGGCUGCUGCCACCAGCGCUUCUCCCAGAAGAAGGACCAGCACAUCCACCCUGAUCUCCCCGGGUUUGAUGAUGGACAUGUGGCCCUGAUCUUUAAUCAGCGCCUGACCGAGGAGCUGCAGACGAUGGAGAACGGUUACCAUGACAACCCCACGCUGGAGGUGAUGGAGACCUCCUCUGAAAUGCAAGAGAAGAAGGUGAACCUCAACGGUGAGCUGGGGGAUAGCUGGAUCGUUCCUCUCGACACCCUCAUGAAGGAGGACCUGGAGGAAGAGGAGGACACGCAUUUAUAG
This is a messenger RNA of Eurypyga helias (sunbittern), 702 nucleotides long. It is a transcript of the gene PODXL, whose product is annotated as podocalyxin-like. The annotation marks the transcript as partial. Gene Ontology annotation, cellular component: microvillus membrane; apical plasma membrane. Lineage: Eukaryota; Metazoa; Chordata; Aves; Eurypygiformes; Eurypygidae. Gene Ontology annotation, biological process: regulation of microvillus assembly; negative regulation of cell-cell adhesion; cell migration. The transcript has 6 exons. The record is from RefSeq and is a predicted model, not a curated record.